Necator americanus (New World hookworm) is the source of this 4494-nucleotide messenger RNA. RefSeq lists its product as uncharacterized. The transcript has 38 exons. Gene Ontology annotation, cellular component: plasma membrane. The record is from RefSeq and is a predicted model, not a curated record. Gene Ontology annotation, molecular function: monoatomic cation channel activity. The coding region runs from base 1 to 4494 and encodes 1497 amino acids. Lineage: Eukaryota; Metazoa; Nematoda; Chromadorea; Rhabditida; Ancylostomatidae. Gene Ontology annotation, biological process: monoatomic cation transmembrane transport; metal ion transport.
AUGUCGGAUGUGUCGAACUCCUUCUCAGCUUGGGAGACCCCGCCGGAGGACGAACCUCCGCUGUGCAUCGCAGUUCGACGCCCAGUGUCACCUCCACGCCACUAUGAGGCGGAUCUCACCUAUCUCCUUCUCUUCAUCAUUGAAUACGAUAAAAUUAAGCCGGGAAUAAUUUUGUUACCGUACGACUUCUACAAAAAACAGCUAGCUUUCUGCGGUCCAUUACUUCGCAUCAUAGCUAUUAUGACAUUUUCACUCGUUGGCGAGAAGCUAAGUGUGCCGAGGAAUUCAGUUUGUGGUGGUGGUACGAUUGGAAGUUUAACCUCGAUGCGAUCCGGUGAAGCUUCACGAAAAAACACCACACGAUUAUUUGAGAAUCCGAAUUUGUUCGCAAGGGCUUUGUCCGAAAAACUAACAGGACCAUGGAUUGAACAUGCUUUCGAGAAACGUGAAUGUAUCAAAUUUGUUGGUCAACCGGGUAGUCCAGAUAGAUGCGGUUGUGGACGACCGAUGGCCUCUCAUUCUCAGUUAGCACUCUCACGAUUCUCAGUAUUUUCACAAAGUGUACGAGUUGAAGAGGGAAUGCCAUGGUCCAUAGCCACACAUACACAAUCUUCACCUACCGAUGCUUUUGGGACCAUCGUAUUUCAGGGUGGUGCUCAUGCUCAUAAAGCGCAGUACAUACGACUCGGAUAUGACUCCGAUCCUGCAAAUGUUAUGUAUUUGAUGGAAAAGGUUUGGGGUCUACAACCACCUAAACUUGUGAUCACUGUCCAUGGAGGAAUGGCAAAUUUUGAAGUUCAAGAAAAACUAGGACGUUUAUUCCGAGACGGUCUCCUCAAGGCAGCACAAACCACCGGAGCGUGGAUAAUCACCGGUGGAUUUGAUUCUGGAGUAGUUAAGCACGUCGCUCAAGCGUUGGAUGACGCUGGGAUUUCGGCAAGGAUGAGAUCGAAGAUUGUGACGAUUGGAAUAGCCCCGUGGGGUGUGAUAAGACGAAAGGAGCGUUUAGUGGCUAAAGAUGCUCAAAUCCAGUAUGAUCCCCAUGCUUUUGGUUCAUCUAGUGGCCUUGGUGUGCUAAACGAUCACCAUUCAUACUUCCUGCUCGCGGAUAAUGGAACAAAUUUCAGAUACGGAGCUGACUUACAUCUUCGACAGAACCUGGAAGAAUUCUUAGCUAAAGGCGACGAAAACGGUUCACGUAAGGUUCCUGUCGUUUGUGCUGUGCUGGAGGGUGGAACUAGUACAUUGAAGGCGAUUCAUCAAUAUCUCACACAGGAGCCCAAGAUCCCUGUGAUCGUUUGUGACGGCAGCGGAAGGGCUUCGGAUCUGAUCGCCUUUGCCAGUCGCUAUUUGGAUACUGAUGGCACAUUUCCGGAAGAAGUAAGGGAACAGCUGCUCUCGCUGAUCUCCACGGUCUUCCCAGAAACACCAAAAACUCCACACCACAUCCUUAACACCAUUGUUCAAUGCGCUAGAAAGACAGAUUUGCUUACAAUCUUCCGAUAUAGCGAAGGUCGUACGGAAGACGUGGAUCAUGCCAUCCUAACAGCAGUUCUCAAACGUCAAAAUCUCACGCUGCCCGAACAACUCUCAUUAACUCUUUCCUGGAAUCGUGUGGAUGUCGCCAGGUCUUGUUUGUUCGCCGGCGGUCGUCAUUGGCCAAUUCAUGCACUUCACUCGGCCAUGUAUGACGCACUACGAUUGAAUCGUGUGGAUUUUGUCGAAUGUCUCUUGGAGAAUGGUGUUUCUAUGAAAAACUUUCUCACAAUUUCUACACUUGAGCAAUUGUACAAUUUGGAUGAUGACGCACAACAUAGCGUUCGUUUUCUCGUCGAACAUACCUCCCCUACAUCCUACCUCACUUUGCCGGAUAUCGGCAUGAUCAUUGAGAAAUUAAUGGGAAACGCCUACAAACACUACUACACCUCCAGAGUUUUUAAGAAUAAUUACGAGAAAUUUCGGAAAAAAGUCCAAUUGUCUCGGCUAAGCAGUUUUCAUAUCCGUCUCGUUGCGAAAAGUUCACCGAAACGACGAAAAAGUGCAGAUUGGUGUAAUCCGCUGGCAUGUGACGAUGAUGCUCCACCGGACUUCGCCUAUCCAUUUAAUGAUCUCAUUCUUUGGGCGGUACUCACCAGAAGACCAGAAAUGGCGAAAUGUAUGUGGCUUCAUGGGGAGGAUGCGAUGCCGAAGAGUCUUGUCGCUGCUCGGCUGUAUAAAGCAAUAGCCCGAAUAGCCGAAGAGGAAUAUCUUGAAGUGGAGGUGGCACAAAAACUUCGAGAAUACUGCGAUUCUUCGUGUCGAGAAUCGUUGCAAUUGUUGGAUUUUUGUUACCGUGAGGACAAUUUGCAAACAUUGAAAUUGCUCACAGCUCAACUGCCUCAUUGGGGUCAUCAAAAUUGUUUGUCGUUAGCCGUGAUGGCUAAUCAUAAGCCGUUUCUUGCUCAUCCUUGUUGCCAGCGAUUGUUAGCUGAACUCUGGCAUGGUUCUUUACGUGUUCGUAGUGGGUCGAAUCUUCGGGUGCUUGCAGCCCUAAUCUGUCCACCGGCUGCGUUGGCGCUAACCUACAAGGCCCCAUGUGUCCCAUCCGAAACAACAACAGAUUCUGAGCAUCCAGAUGAAGAGUGUACGACAUAUGACACCAUUACUACGUACAGGACAGAUCGUUUGGAACGAAAUAGUGUUGGAAGCAUGAUGUCUCUACAUUUGCAAAGGCUCUUCAAAACUGCAUCUACGAAGAAGUCAAGGAAAGUGAAGACGAUGGGCGGCGAUGAACUAGAUGAACUCGUGGAAAAUGGGGUCGGACAUCAGAAAAAGGUCACCAUAAUGUCGGCGAAGCGAAGUUCAACGUUACACGAUAGCUGCGAUAUUCUAAUUGAAAAGACUACUUCCUUAUCAGCUUUCGCUAAAAUGAGAGCAUUCUACGCAGCACCAAUCACGAAAUUCUGGUCGUGGUGUAUUGCGUUUAUGAUUUUCCUGAUGUUUUCCUCCUAUGUGCUGUUAAUUGAAACUCCGGUGAAUCCUACGAAUAUCGAAUACGCUACUCUUGCUUAUAUUGUAGUCUAUACAGUGGAACAUCUUCGGAAGCUUCUCGAUCAGGAAACAGCUAAACUCAAAGAGAAGUGUCGUGUGUUCUACACUAAGUAUUAUAAUCUUCUCACUGCGACAGCUUUACUCUUUUUUCUUGUUGGGUUUGGAUUUCGAAUGCAACCGAUGUUGCGACAUUCGUAUGGACGAGUUAUUCUUUCAUGCAGCAAUGUGCUCUGGUACAUGAAGGUGCUGGAAUAUCUGUCAGUACACCCACUACUUGGUCCAUACAUCCAAAUGGCUGCCAAAAUGGUUGUAUCGAUGUGCUACAUCAUCGUUCUUCUCUUGGUGACCUUAAUGGCUUUUGGCGUAUCGCGACAAGCUAUCACUUAUCCUCACGAAAAGUGGAAUUGGUUACUUGUCAGAAAUAUCUUCUAUAAACCAUAUUUCAUGUUAUAUGGAGAAGUGUACGCUGGAGAGAUAGACACUUGCGGAGACGAAGGAACGAACUGUGUUCCCGGAGGGUGGAUACCUCCAGUGCUAAUGACAAUCUUCCUUCUUGUCGCCAACAUUUUGCUCAUAAAUAUGCUGAUUGCUAUUUUCAACAAUAUUUUCAACGACACCAACAUACGAUCGCACGAAGUUUGGUUGUUCCAGCGAUACUGGCAGGUUAUGGAAUACAACGAUACACCAUUACUUCCACCACCGUUCACCGUUUUGGCGUACAUCGCUCGUCUUCUAUGCUUCUGCAAGAAAACGCCAUUAAAAACAGGAAAAGAGCGCGAUGAUGUGGUUGUUAACUGCUCAAUGAGAUUGUGUUUGAACGCAGAAGAAUUACGCGAAUUGCACGAUUUCGAAGAAGACUGCAUGGACGAACUAACCAGAAAAAGAAUGCGCAGUGAGAAAGGAGAAGCUGAUGAUAGCUGGCUGAGCACGAUGGAAACGACAGAGCUUACUUCUCAAAGAGUCAACGAAUUACUCCAGGAAAAUUACUCAUUGAAGAGUCGGCUGUGCGAUAUGGAGGCCAGGCUGGACAUUAUUGCGAGAUCGCAAAGAGAUCUUAUGGACGCAAUUGUGCGAAGAAGAAAGCAAUCGAAAGCCGGGUCUUCACGCACAUCCACUCAAUCAUUGCCUGAGGCAGAUGAUGCGAGGUUCCGAAAAACUACUGUCAAUAAUCCACCGGUUUCCUCUAUUACCGACCAAAUUCUUCUUUGUCCAUAUCCAGAUAGGAACAAAGCGGCCUCUCCCCUGCUGAGCCAUCUCAGAAUGGAUCACACGCUGAGGAAAUACGAUGAAGCACGUUAUCAGCUGCCAUCGUUGUCCCGAAGAACUCGCUUAAACUCCUCUUCAUUUUCUAUCUCACAAGACAUGAAAGACAUGGAGAGGGGAAAUCGGACCAGUGACGUAGUCACCUCUGACGAAGAUGUCCCUAGCGUCGUUGUACACGAGCCCUGGGAAGAUAGCUCAUAG